AUGUGCAUUAAUCCUUUUAGACUUAUUGGAGUUGGAUUGUCGGUGUGGACACUUGCUACAAUUGGUUGUGGGUUUUCGGUUGAUUUUUGGUCGAUCACUAUCUGUCGAAUGUUAGUUGGUGUUGGUGAAGCCUCUUAUAUAGGUCUUGCAGCUCCAUUGAUUGUUGAGAAUGCUCCAGUAUCUCAGAGAACCUUGUGGCUGGGAAUAUUCCAUAUUAGCGUACCUGCUGGAGUUGCUAUUGGUGAUGUCUAUGGUGGAUUGGUUGGAAGUGGUUUAGGUUGGCGCUAUGCAUUUUUUGGCGAAGCAAUUCUAAUGCUUCCAUUUGCUAUUUUGGGUUAUGUAAUGAAACCUUUGCAAAUGAAAGGCAUGUCAAAUGCAAAAAUCAUCCCAUGGUUCUUAAAUGAAGAGUUCUCAAAGAAAGAUUACAGCUAUGUUUCAUAUACAUUAAAUCAGUUAUCAAGAUUUGGGCAAGAUAUGAAGGCUCUUUUGAGUGAGAAAGUAUAUGUUGUAAAUGUUCUAGGUUACAUAGUGUAUAAUUUCGUCUUUGGUGUAUAUUCAUAUUGGGGCCUAAAAGUUGGUUAUAACAUAUACCAAGUGGACAAUAUUGAUUUAUUAUUUGGAGGAAUCAUAAGUGUUGGUGGAAUUGUGGGGACAAUAGGAGGAAGUCUUAUUUUGGAUCGCAUAAAUUCCACAAUCCCCAAUGCUUUUAAGUUACUUUCCAUAGCAAUAUUUUUUGGAGCAAUAUUUUGCUUUAGUGCCUUUUGUUUCAGCAACAUAUACGUUUUCUUGGUUCUCAUUUUAAUUGGGGAGAUUCUUGUUGAUGCCAGUCAGGGUCCGGUGAAUCUUGUGUGUCUCAAUUCUGUUAAACCAAGUUUACGACCAUUAGCAAUGGCAAUAUCUACUGUGUCAAUUCACAUCUUUGGUGACGACAAAGUUGAUAACUGGAGGACAUCUAUUUUGAUCUCAACGUCAAUAUUGUUUUUGGCAGCCGGAAUAUGGUUUAUAGGUAUCUUUCUUCAUAGUGUCGAUAGAUAUGAAGAAGAUAGCGAGCAGCCAGAUAUGUCACAUUUGCUUGAAUCUGAGGUGGCUAAUGGAGAUAUUACUUCUGCUUUAUUAUGA
This is a messenger RNA of Lactuca saligna, 1119 nucleotides long. The record is from the annotation of a GenBank genome assembly. Lineage: Eukaryota; Viridiplantae; Streptophyta; Magnoliopsida; Asterales; Asteraceae.